UCGAUCGUUGCUUAUUUCUUUGCGUUGACAAGUACGUGUUCAAGGUCAGACUGCAUCAAAUAUGUCGCCAUUAUUAUUAUGUUCGGUGUUCAUCUUGAUGCUUACCUGUACCUGUACCUUUACCUGGGCCGGUCAGAAUUUCGUUAAUGUUACGGAUUGUCCAAAGGAUGCCAAUGAAUGGGAUACGAGAUCAAAGAGGAAGAACUGUUAUGGUGAUACACCAGAUUAUUUAUGUGCAGCCAUCGAAAACAAAUUGGGCAAAUUCGGAGAAAUUUGCACUAAACAUGGGUUGACUCCAUUAAACAAAUGUGCGGUGUUGAAUGCACAGACUCAUAACCUGGACUCUGUGGAGUGUAAAGCUGCCUCAGGAUGUCCAUCACAACCAUACAUUCCAUCCGAGUUGUGGAAAUAUACAAUUUGUUACGGAAAUUUUUAUGAGAUGAAAACAACCUUAGCACAAAACAUAACCCCAAAAACCACCAAUGCAGGUUCAAGAAAUGACACUCUUGUAGGAGAUAGACCAAUAGGUGGUGAUUCAAUGUUUGGAGCAGGACUUGCAGUAGCAGUGGUGUUCAUUCUGAUCAUUGUGGUUGUGGUUGUCGUUUUUGUUGUUUUUUAUGUCACAAACCAGUUUGGAUUCAGAAAAAAAGUACAACAACUCUAUACAGAACUUAGACAACGUUUACAACACAGUGGUCGGACAGAUAUUCAUCAAGAGUCAGAGAAAGAUGCUGAAAAAAAUGAAAGAGAAGUCUUACUGCAUAAUGAUGACACGAAGAACGGAGCCAGUUUUGAUCAGCCAAUUUAUGCCCAACCUAAAAAGACUAAAACAAGAAAAGAACACACAGAUCCUGUCAAACCAGAAAAGGCUAAAACAAAGAAAGAAAUGAUAGCAAAUACCACAGAUACUUGUGAUAGAAAAGAAGAAGGACCCAGAGGCAAACUCGAUGAUCGGGACGUGAAAGUAAAGAAACUGGAGGAGCUUCUGAAGUAUCUUGUUCAUAUAUUGGAACGAGAACUUAGUGUCAAUGAUUUGAAAGAGAAAAUGGCGAUUCAUUCAAAAUCUAUUGAACAGUAUUUCUCUGAACCACUCAUAAAGGAACUUCAGAGUGUGAAAAACCCAGGUGACUAUAGUCGAUUGGAUGUCUCUUCAGUAUUUACUCUGCUAUGUAACUUCUGUGAUGGCAUAAAGCCACCAAGCAGAGGCUGGGACUAUGAACCAGCAGAUGAUGAAACACAUGUUGGUGCAGACAUUGAAAGAAUAAGAUUUAUGUGGAACAAGUAUUGUGAUGAUGAUUUUGAAUUUAAGCACCUUGAUGAAGUGUAUCUCCGAAUGAAACAGAAGUAUGGAACUGUAGCAGUUUAUGGGGAUGAUGGUGUGAGUAAAUCUCCACUUGAAGAUAAAGAGAAAGCUGAAGGUUUUGAAACAGUGAAGUUGAAAAUACAAAGUAAUAAGCUAAAUGAAGAUUGCAGUGUGGAGAAAGGCAUUGUUAUUACAGAAGGCACAACUUCUGCAUUAAAAAUAAUGGAUUCCAAGAAUGUAGUAAUUCUAAAAGGUGCUAUUGGAUGUGGAAAAACACAUGCAUUAAUGGCAAUUCAAAACCACUUCCAAGAAAAACAAUGGGAGACAGAAUGGGUAGAGUUUCAGAAUUUAAAAGAAAACACUUCAAAAGAAAAACCAACAAUCCUACUGUGUGAUAAUCUUUUUGGAAGAUUUGGGAGCUGUGUAUUUUCUCAAAAUGACGUUGAUGAAAUCGAAAAGAUUCUAAAAACAAUUGAAAAUUCCAAAGACAAUAUCAAAACUGCCAUUGGAGUCCACACACAUAUUUUUGAUGAAGUAAAGACAGAUUUAAAGCUAAGUUUUCUACAACAAAAGAAUAUUACAGUAGAAAUGGAUAAACUUUCUGCUGCUGAGACAUUGCUUAUAUACAAAGAACAACUUAAAAAAGGCCAUUGUAAAACGGAUUCCAAUUGUUGGUUUAAAACUGUUGGAUUUCAGUCAGUGUUAGAUAAAUUAUCAAUGAACCAAGGUCAGAUUGGAAGUCCUUUCUUAAGUCUUAUGUAUUGUAAUCAGCACGAGCUGUUCUCUGACGAAGCCUUCUCUGUCAACCCUAUUCAGACAAUGAUGAAGCACUUCCAAAGAAUGAGACAAGAUAAGAAUUCACUCUACAGUUGUCUUGUUUAUCUGAUGUGUGUCCAAGAGCACAUUUGUGAAGAAAAACCACAAGAAUGGGCCGUUCACAUCAGUGCAGAUAUUACAAAAGAUUCAUUUAAGAAUGCCGCAGCAUCUGGUUAUGCUAAAAUCGACAACAAUAAAGCAAUUCUUGCUCAUGAUAUUUUGACUGACGUUUUAUUUAAAUCUGUAGCAGAAACAGAAAACUGUUUAUUGCGAGUUGUGCAAAACUCUGAAGUGGAUUUGAUGCUUCAGCUUUUUAGACCUCCCGGUACCACUCAUAGUGACUUACACUGUGAUUUUCUGGAUGUAAAUAAAGAUGAAACAUUUAGGUCAAUUGGAAAAGAAUUUGUCUAUCGAUGUGCUUCCAAAUAUAAAAAAAAGUGGAAGGACCAUCCCUUGUUAACAGAAGAUUUUGUGAAAGAAAAAUAUUCCAGCUAUUUAAAAGGGCGACCCAAACAUAUGAAAAAGUCAAAAUGAUGAGGUGAUAUCAAUGAGAGAAAUA
This is a messenger RNA of Magallana angulata, 2678 nucleotides long. RefSeq lists its product as uncharacterized. The transcript has 14 exons. The coding region runs from base 62 to 2653 and encodes 863 amino acids. Lineage: Eukaryota; Metazoa; Mollusca; Bivalvia; Ostreida; Ostreidae. The record is from RefSeq and is a predicted model, not a curated record.